Coturnix japonica (Japanese quail) is the source of this 1994-nucleotide messenger RNA. NCBI's taxonomy places the organism in Eukaryota, Metazoa, Chordata, Aves, Galliformes, Phasianidae. The record is from RefSeq and is a predicted model, not a curated record.
CGCCGUGUGUGACUGAGUGCAGGCCGCACCCCCGCCUGCACGUCCCGCCCCGCACAGCACAAGAUGGCGGCGCCCGAAGCUGCGUGGAACCGUGUGGACGUGCCGUGGCCCUCCAGCAGCAGCGCGGUGGCAGUGGACGCGCAGCACCCCGCAGUGCGCUGCCUGCCGGCCCUGCGGCGCUGUUGUGUCGGCACCAUGAAGCGGCUGUGCUGGCCGAGCCUGACCGCCGAGGGACGCGUCCUGCGGGCCCUGCUCUACGUGUUCCACAGCAGGCUGCUGCGGCACCGGCCGUACCUGGCCAUGCAGCAGGUGGAACAGUGCUUGAAGCGCCUGUGGAAAAUGAACUUGGUGGGCUGCAUUGAAACCCUGGCAGAACUGAUUCCCAGGAAAACUAAAGCCCAGGACCAAGCAGAGUGCUUAGUUCCCAGCCAGCCUAUGCUGGAAACAGUGGCCGUGAAGGUGCUGGGAGGCUGUAAGCUCAUACUGCGUCUGCUAGACUGUUGCUGUAAAGCAUUUCUGUAUCCUUUUUUUUGCUAUCUUGUCUGUUCAGAAGAAUUCAUACUUAUGAACACCGUGGCUUUGGGCAUGUUGAGCCGGCUAUGGAUUCAGUACAGGUGUUUACUGCAGAACCUCAUCUCCCUGUAUGGCGUACUGUCAACAUCGCUUCAUCUGGUGUCUGAGACCCAGCAGAUGCCCUACAUCAAGGGAUUUACCUUCCCUGCUGAUAUCGGUAGCUUUCUUGGAGUUAACCUUUCUGCUGAGGUGAAGAAACAAAAAGCUAAAAUGCUUACAGCAAGAAGACCUACCGGCUGGCUGAAGAAGCUCUUCCCAACCACAUCAGAAGCCGUAUCAAAGGCUGGGAAAAAGAGAGGUUUUGUGACCUAUGCGAGAGCUGUGAAGAACCACAGCAUUCCUGCGGAUGACAUUGGAGAACCCGUUCUGGGGACCAUAGGCAGCAGAGAGAACCACCUAUGGUUUGAUGUGAAGAGUUUGCUUAGACCAUCCAGACCUCCAAUACAAGGGGGUAGAUGCCUGACAUCAAAACCUUUUAAUGAAACAUCAGUGUCACUUUCCUCUUCUGUGGCAAAACUGCAGCGCACUGGGCCUCUCGUACAGAUGUUUCAAACAGCUGCAUCAUUUGGUGAGCUGUCGGAGGCGCUCAGAAAAGCCAUUCUGUGGUGCAAAGGCAACAAACUCAAAUCAGAAGCUUACUUUCUGCGCAGCAAGUUGUUGAAGAGCAAUCGGCUGCACCAUGUGGAGGCACAAGGAUGCAGCUUGCAGAAGAAACUGCGCUGUGUCAAAAUGACGCUCUGUAAAUACCUCCUGUAUGGCUCCCAGAACACGCGCUGGCCAAGGCAGUACCGUAGGGCAUGGAUCUUUGGAAGGAGGGCAGAAUUCUCCAAGUGCUCAAAGAGAACUCUGAGGACUGUUCAGCAAAAACAUUCGGAGCUUUCUGGGGACCAUGUGAGCUGCAUUUCACCCACUGUGAGGCCUUCGAGUCAGAAAGGAUGUCCCAUCAUUCACACGGCCGCUGUCAAACAAAGUACAGCAGGGACUCCUAAGCAGCUGCUGUUAAAAGAAAGCCCCAGGUCUGUGCACGAAGAUUCUGACAACGUGGAUAUUGACUCUAUUUUUGCAGCAAUGGGUGUCUGAUUCUGGACUAGGAAGAAGAAACGUGUCUUGUUUUUCUAACUAGAACUUGGAAUGCCUCUAAGUGUCUUGGUACCUCAUACACUGAGUUCUAUUAACAAAGGAGUAAUGAUCUUAUUUUUGUAAACAUUUUUGUUGUUCUUUUUUAUGGAACAGUGUUCAAAACAGAUGAGUAAUCUGUAUCCUUUUUACCCAGCCUUGUCCAGGGACAGCAGCUUGGAGUUACUUCCUACUCAGUGCCUUUUCUCUCCUGUCCUGAAAAGGUGUUAACCAAAUCCUGCUGCUUUGGAAACAGGGCAAAGCACAGUUGGAGCCCGCAAGAGUAAACUUAUCUGUGAACAAGU